Molecule: messenger RNA, 3030 nt
Organism: Mycotypha africana
Lineage: Eukaryota; Fungi; Mucoromycota; Mucoromycetes; Mucorales; Mycotyphaceae
Exons: 8
Coding region: 51-2693 (880 amino acids)
Cellular component (GO): guanyl-nucleotide exchange factor complex
Source: RefSeq, a predicted model, not a curated record
UCAAACUUCUCUAAGCGAAGAUAAUGGUGAAGUCGGAACAGUAGCGUCUGAUGAGGAACAGUUACAGCCACAGAGAAUGUCUUUUUCAAUUCCUGAUGACACGCAAGUCUACUUUACGGAUUCAAAGAGUAACUUUUACGCAUUUUCGCGAUAGCCAUAAGAUUAUAGCAAGAUUUGAAGAACUAAUAGAUGAUUUUAAUGAUGUUGCUGUUCGCAUGAAGCAGGGCAACUAUUCCAACUUCAUGAGAGAAUUGAAAUUUCGUUUGCUUGAUCUCGAAUAUACACGCAAAUGUGUUGCGCUUGAAAAGAAAAAGUGGCAUGAAAAGGCCAGAUCAGAUGAAUCGAAGGAAUCAUCAUUAACAAUGAAGGCAGUUGAUCAGGCAAUUACAACAACAAAAUUGAUGAUAGACACAUUAGAAACAAGCAUGACGCAAAUGACCCAAAUGAUAUCAGAAAAAUAUGCUAAAAUUGCAGUCGAUGAUCAGACAGUAGAGGCUGAUAGCCAUGAAGGAAAAGAGAAACGAGACGCAUAUAGUUCUGCGAUACCUGCAGACUAUAAGCCAAAAUAUGUGGAGACGUUAUAUCCAGUAACCAACUUUGAGCGGAAACUGCGCUCAUUAGCUCAGUUAUGUCAGGAACAGCCAUACAAGUCAGAGAAAGGGCAGACUGAAGAGACAGAAGAUAACAACGACGACGCAAAUUCAAUGCAUCGUUUAAUGAGGCAAUCAAGUAUCACUCAUACGACCGCAACGAUGAUUCCUUUGGUUUUCUCGAUGAUGGAUGAAGCUCAACAACAACAGCAACAACAGCAAGACAUAAUUGAUCACACGACUAAUUCAACAUCCUCCCCACCUCAUCUAUCUGCUAAAAUAUCCGACUUCUUUUCUUUUUCGAAAGACAAUCCUCCUAAUAACAAUAUCACCAUCGCCAAUGCUAUAAAGCAUGACACCUACUCAGAUGCAAUUACUUGUAUUCAACGCAUUGUUGAACGUUUAGGUAAAGCAAAUAUUGUAUUAGAUUUGGUAGAUGAAGAGAAUUACCAUAUCAAACCAUUAUCCUCUGCCUUAACAAUUGGACAAACCUUUAUGAUCAACUUCAAUAAUCCACCGUUGAGGAAAGAGGAUGCAAGCCUACCUCCAAGUCCGUUAUACAAGGAGAAAAAUUCACCUAUAGAGGACAAUACAAUUAAUAGCUUGUGUUGGUUUGACAAGCAAUUUGAAAUGAACACAAUUAUUGAAGAACACAAUAAUGACGAGCCAUAUCAUUCCAUGCUCUUUUCAGCAGUCGAGUUAUGGAAGUCAAGAGCAGAAAAUAGGAGGCAAGGAAAAUUAUUGAACAUAUUGCGCCGUUUUCAAUCGAUUAUCGUAGAUGUUAUUUUUGCCCUCAUGACGGGAAGAACGGUAGUAAUUGAAGGGAGUCAGCAAAAUAAAGGCCUAGUCGAGGAAACUGUUCGUGUAUUGAGUUUGUUCGUACCAGGGCAAAUGAACCAGCAGCAUGAGAUAGUUGAAUGGUUCGAUAAAGAAAUUCUGUCAAAUAUUGAAAUUGAUGAUGUCAAGUUGAUAGGUGUGGAAAAACAGAAAGUUGAUUCGAGCAUUUACAUCAACAGCAGCUGUGUUCUUGACAUAGACGCCGUAAAUGGUUCUUUGAACUCUGGCCCUAUAUAUGUCGAAGGACAAUGGAUCAACCAGUUUAUCGAUCGUGUAAAUCUCUUUACGUCUGAUGACGCUUAUUUGGCCUAUCUUCAUACCAUUUUCAUGACAAUUUCACUAAAAUCGUGUAUGUACCAUCAUCUUUCCAAAAUGGACGAAUUUAAUGUCAAUGACAAUAAUAGCGCUUUCACAGCAUCUUCUCCUUUCUGUACUGAAUUAAACAGAGAAUGUAUAUCAGAAACUAACUCAGAGCAAAGCACAAUAAGCCGAAGAUGGAGUCAAAGAUUAAUGACUUAUCUCAGAAAGAAUGAAGCUCAGCAACAUCAAUCUGAAUCGACGGGAUACGAUACUUCUAAUAAUAGGCAGUCAGCGUCACUUAUAACCAAAUACCUACCAAACUCAGAAUUGAAUACGAUAGAAACUCAAAGGGAGAAUGCUGAAAAAGAGGACUAUUCAGAAGAGAAUCAGGCUACUGUCACAUUGCAAAGUAUACAACUAAAAAGAUCAUCAACAAGUAGCAGCAGACCACGAACAGUAACAGAUAUUUUUCAACAAAACUUACCAACCACACUUAGCAUGUGUGAUGAUCGACCUAUAAGCCAGUCUUCCAUUGCCUGUACGGCAAUUGAAGGUAUUGAAAGGAGUAGUAUCUCAUCUACUAAUAGUAGCCGCAGGGUUUCAAUGGCAAGCUUAAAUAAUGACCCUAAAGCGAUAUAUACACACUUUGUUGCCGAAGAUACUAAAGAGAGCAAUGAUGACCAACUGACAAUGCAAGACUUACAAUUGAUGCUAAAUGUUAACGAUCUAAAUAGUCUAGACGAUGAUGAAAGAGAAAGUGCUUCAACAACCUGCCGCUCACCAAGACAAUAUAAUGGCAAUGAUGCCGAUUCUAUUGAAGAUUCUGUUACCGAUACCAAUCAGCAACAGCAACUGUACGAUAUGACAGAUAUUGAACAACGAGGUAGAUAUUUUCUGCAAAAAGAACUAAAGGUUUAUGGGGAUGACCAAACAAUAAUUAUUUAUCUAGCAACCAAUGUUCUCUGAAGAGAGAAAGGCUAAAUUACACUGUUAUGAAUUUGUCUUAUUCAAAAAAACUCGGUCGAACAAAAUUACCAUCUGAUUAAUUGACAAGUCUUUUGGCUACUAAACAGCGUUCAGCAACAGGGUUUUGAACGACAGUUGAUUUGGUAGAUUUUAUGCUUUAUGUUUUUCUUCGUUUAUAGAAAUUGUUAAAUUUUACAGCUACUAUCAAAUAAUAAAAACGUAUAAAUGCUGGCUCUCUAGCAACUAUUUAACAGGAAAUAGCAGUAAGCAGGUGUCUUUAAGGUGAGACUAUCCAAUAAGACAUUCGUCCUAAAUGCACUGAAGUAUCCAAAGCCGG